GGCGGGCGGAAGUGAGGUCGUGGGCUGCGGUGUCUGCGCAGCGUCGGCGGUAGCCCGGGCCGCGGCCAGGCGAGCGGGGAGGCAGCGCGAGGCCCAGCGGUCGGCCGCCUCUGAGCGUCGUGUGGGCACUGCCCGUCGCCGAGCCACACGCCGUGCCGGCUCGGGCCGGCGCGCGCCGGUCCCGGAGGCGCAGGCCGCGUUCUUGAAAUCAUGAAUCCUGUUUAUAGUCCUGGGUCUUCUGGGGUUCCCUAUGCAAAUGCCAAAGGAAUUGGAUAUCCAGCUGGUUUUCCUGUGGGCUACGCAGCAGCUCCUGCUUAUUCUCCUAACAUGUACCCUGGAGCAAAUCCUACCUUCCAAACAGUGCUGGAGCUUGAACCCAGGGUCUUGCACAUGCUAGGCUACACUCCUGGUACACCUUACAAAGUGUCCUGUUCCCCAACCAGCGGAGCUGUGCCACCAUACUCCUCCUCCCCCAACCCCUACCAGACGGCCGUGUACCCGGUGAGAAGUGCCUACCCCCAGCAGAGUCCGUAUGCCCAGUUGUCUCUGUUUUCCCCACAGCAAGGCACCUACUAUACACAGCCUCUGUAUGCAGCACCCCCUCACGUCAUUCACCACACCACGGUGGUGCAGCCCAAUGGCAUGCCAGCAACUGUCUACCCUGCUCCCAUCCCUCCUCCUCGAGGCAGCGGGGUCACCAUGGGCAUGGUUGCUGGAACCACAAUGGCCAUGUCAGCAGGUACCCUGCUGACUGCUCAUUCUCCAACUCCUGUGGCCCCUCACCCAGUCACUGUCCCCACAUACCGAGCCCCAGGAACACCCACCUACAGCUAUGUGCCCCCUCAGUGGUGAUUACCCUGCAAAUUCAUGUUUGAGGAUGGAGCUGUGCAGUCACUUCAUUGAGUUCCACAGCUGGUGCUGCAGGCCUUGUGCCUCCAACCAGGACUUUCUUCUUAAUGCUCUCGACACUUAGCUAAACACGACUGCGGCCCAGCCCAGCAGGCCCCAGCUCGCUAGUCUCCAGCUAACUCUGGGGGUUGGUUUUAAAGCAAAUCCUGUUUUGUGGACUGCCUGGCACAUUUUGUAGCUAACUGUAAUGAUAAAAAGGGAGUAUCACUCUAUUCUAAUCCUAUCUAGAUGAAUGCAUGUUUAUAAAAACAAACACAGAAACAAAGCUUGCUCAAUCUACCUGCAGUGACUGAUGCAAAACCAUCAUAUGCAAAACCCAGAGGACUGGCCCUGUUCUGCAGCCUGUGUCACUCAUGCGCUGUUGUAGUGUGUGCCCGGUCUCCCAGUUACACGUGUGCACGUGAGUGUCCUCAAGGAGCAUCGAGCACUGGAGGGAUUCUUGGGGUGAUGGGGGUUGCCAGUUAGGGACACAGACUUGUAGUUUUCAGCGACCUGUUUUCUUUUUGGCACUGACGAACCUGGAGGGAGCUGCAGGGACUGGGAGAGUGUGAGUCUCUGGUGGCAGCAGAGCAGCAGCAGGUAUAGUAGGGUCCCCUCCUUCAUUCCAGCUGACGUGUGGUCUGAGAAGCAGGGAUGUACCUGAAGCCUAUCAGGAAAUAGGAGCGCUGGGUGGCCAGUACAGCUGGGGUGAAGGGUGGUCUGUGUGUCAAUAGAGCAGGGUCUCUGCCGGCUGAAUUUCCACUGUGUGUCUACAGGACAAUGUUUGGGUAUCUGUUGGGAAAGUCCAGUGCAGAACUAAACUAUCUUCCUAAGAGGGAAGAUGUCAGAGAGGAGCAGCCACACUGAGGUGUCUUUUGCUCUAUUUCACUUAGGGAAUCAUCCCUUUCUUUCCCCUAGAGAAAUAAUUGAGUCUGCUAAAAACACAUAGGCACUGCUGUAUUCACCCCACAAAGAAGGGCAGAGACUUCAGCUGUGUGCUGUGGAGAAUGUUGUAUAUUUAAGACUGGUUAAAAGGGAAUAAGUGUAUUUUUAAGUUAGUUCCUCGUGUUUGUUGUAGAGAAGCAGGGCUGUGAUUAUGUCUAAAAAUGUAGAAGUAAUGUAGCUUGUCCCAGGGUCAUCAGGUUCACCUGAUGAUGACCUGUCCUCUGUCUAGCUGGGGUGGGGCCUAGAAAGCCUGCAUAAAUGUCCUGUGAGCCUCCUUUGCCAUCUUGUUGUGUGGCUAACGGCACUCAGCACCGAGCACAUGUGGAGAGUGGAAAGGGCCAGGCCGUUUUGGACUGCGCUUGCCUGUCCGGAUCUGUUGUGGGAGAGAUUUUUGAGUGUGUAAUCUGAGCAUGUACAUAAGAAAUCAAGAAGGUUCUUUUUGCCUGUAUAUGCCCAACUUGAAUCUGUGAGAGUUUCUGUUCAGUGAGGGUCAGAAGGGCAAGGCAUGAGGACCACUCUGGAGUCUGUCAAGUGGGGGUGUGUUUUGUUUUUUCCCCAUUGAAGUGCUGGGGUUUUGGUUGGAAGGCUGCUUGUCUCUGGCAGCUAGGUCAGGGCUUCCAUGUUGGUGUGGAGGUUGCCUCAUUAGCCAUCAACUUGGCUAGAGGGUGGGUCAUCUGAACAGUGAGACUUUGGAAACCUUAUUUUUAUAGUAGUGCUCUUCAUAAUUUGUUUUUAGCAUUUUAUUUUUUAAGGAGUUUUGGAAAAUUUCUGCAUGGAUCAGUGUAAACAGAAGAGUUCUCAUUCCUAAUGUCCAUGAACAUAGAAUGUUUAUGGAUGAGUAUGUUUAAUCACCUCAUGAGCACUUAACCGUGUGUGUGUGUGUGUGUGUGUGUGUGUGUGUGUGUGUGUGUAUGUAUGUGUAUGUGUGUGUGUGUAAGUGUGUAACAAGAAAGCACACAGUGCACAGAGACAGAAACAUUUAAUGUAGGCACACAGCUUGUACCUGUACUUCAUGUUGGGAUUCCCACCCUUGUGGAUGGUUUGCAAUGUGGCUGGAUCCAAGGUUUCCCCUGGACCCAAAAGACAGAAGGUGGUUUUUCCAAGUGAAUAAUCACAGAUCAGUGGAACAAAUGUACCCGUGAUUUUUGCAUGUGUUUGAAAAAGUCCCCUCACACACUCCCAACUAAACGUAUCUAUCUUCCUGCCUCUAAAAGGUAGAGUUGUUCGCUUAUGACAGGAAGUUAUCAAGUCUUUGGGUCUGCUUGCAGCUGCACACAGUGUGUGUUUCCACGGGCCCUGAGUUCUCAGGAGAAAGGAAAGUCGGGUGGCAUCCCCUCCUGCUGAUUACAUCAGCUUCACACACUUGCCCUGUAACUGUUAACACAUCAUUCCUUUUCUUUCAAAUUGAAUUGAGUGACUAUCGUACUAUACAACACAUCUGUGUGGAAGUCUUUUCUGUUUUGAAACCGUUAGGACAUCAGCUGUGGAAUUUGCUGGUGAAAGAUCUCAUCUGUCAGGUGAAAAUAACAAACUAUCACAGGUGGUGAUUUCAACAGCAUUCAGUUUCAGUAAAAUUAAGGAACAGAACUUGGGUCAGUAUUCUAUUACACAGCUGCAUAGUUAUCCCAAAAACAUUGAGGAACAUUCCAAGAAAGUGUGCUUUUUAUGUGCUUAACAUUCCCAACUAGAGUCCUUCAGCUGAAUGGUAGUACUGGCAGGCAAAGGACCUGAUAUCUGAACUUGACAUCAUUGUUAAGGAUAGAUAUAUAAUUUUUUAAGUUUAUUCUCUGCUGCCUCCCCUGAGGCUAGGGAUCUUUCUUCCUCUGCUGCUGCUGCUGUUUGCAGUUUAAAGUUGGGUAGAGUUGUUGAGUGUUAAGGAACCUGCGAGCUCCCAGAGAAGUAGGGCCACCAUCAGGAGUGGUUAGUUAGGUGACAGGCUACAUGGAAGAAGUACGCUUCAGAACUUGUCUCCUGUCUUGUGGUCUUCCUUGGAAGACCCAUUGAGUGGCUGUUAGCCCACAGUUAGCACACUGGAGAGCAGCUUGUGCUUGUUGCAGAGGCGGUAUUUCUGGCAGGAGGGAGGCCCUCAGUUCUGGACUGGCAACUGAGUGCCUACCUUUCCUCUGCCGUGCACCGGUGUCCAUUGCAUCUGGUUAUGUUAGCCUGCAGUGCCAGGAGGCUGGAAGAUUGGGUGUUCUUGGGGGCGUGCUACAGUGAGAGGAAACUCAUUGGGGAGGUUUGAGCUCACUGGCCUCUCACUUGGACCUUUGUGAGAGGGCCUGUGCUUGAGAGAGGCUGGCUGGCAUAAGCCUUAACCAUUGGGGCUGCUUCCCAUUUCCUCAGUUUUCCUUUCUGAAUAUUGGAGUACAGUAUUACUGACUGGGCCACCUCCUCUCAUUCAGCAGCUAACUUCUGUAGUUGUGGUAUACCUCUGCUGGAUGCACAGGACCUCCUAGGGCGCACUGGCAAUUGUGGCAGCUGCUGGUCCUUUCCUCUGGUGCUUUCUGAGGGUUGCUGGAGGGCAGGAGUGCAGCUGGCCGAGCAGUGGCAUGCAGAGCCUACGCUCCUGUCCAGCGCACCUCCCAGGUUUGCGUGUUUCCUGAGUUGCUUAUCCUGCCCAGUCUUCUACGUUGAUGGACUGAUAGAUACCCAGAAAGGAUAAUGUGGUUUCUGUAGGAACAGUUAAAAUAAUUCCCCAUGUCUUAGAGGAUUCCUUUCUUCCCUACCCCCUCUUCAUUUGAGAACAGAAAACCUGUGGAAUAAAUCUUACUAGAAUUAUGGGAUGGGAGGUAGCAGCUUUUCUGUCUAGUGACUACAGUAGUUGUACAUGAGAGGUGAGGACCUGAUUGGUAUAGCAGGCAGCUCCCAGGGAAAGGCAGUGAGUGGGUCUGGUGCAGACUGUUGGCAGUGUAAUAGACCGGUUUAGGUCACACUGGGGACUGGUUCCCAGCAGGGCUAGUGUGGCAGCUGGAGUUCCCGAGAGCCUGUUAGGCUGUGACUGAACAGAAAAGGUUCUUCUUUUUUUAAACUUUUAUUUUUAAAUACUCUUUUUUACACUGUUUUCUUGGUACUUUUUUUAUGCCUAAGUCAGCAUUGUCUUCCAGUGUUAAAGGCAUCCCUUGCCUCUUCAUUGAACUUACGUGUCAAUACAAUAGGAAUGGGCAGACUGUCCAUCCCGAGCCAGUUCAAUUAAAUGUAAAUUCAUACUGUUUUAAUUUUUUAUGCAAUCUGAUGAGUAGAUGAGCUCAGAUUUAAAAUCCUUAAAAGCACGUUUAUUGUAACAGGAAUUGUUAUGUAUUAAUACUGCAGUUUUCAAUAAAGAUUGACUUGUGUUGCA
Molecule: messenger RNA, 5170 nt
Organism: Peromyscus leucopus (white-footed mouse)
Lineage: Eukaryota; Metazoa; Chordata; Mammalia; Rodentia; Cricetidae
Gene: Fam168b
Product: family with sequence similarity 168 member B
Exons: 8
Coding region: 211-852 (213 amino acids)
Source: RefSeq, a predicted model, not a curated record